CGCCCGAAUACGGAGUUGUGAUUGGCUGAAAACGAGCCCCUUGUUAUUCAACGUCAGACGCUACCAGAAGCUAUCCUACGGUCACGUAGAGAGAUAAAUAAGUUAGUAAAGGUGAAGUUGGCGUGGGAGCCAUGGCCCUGGGCGACUGUUGGAAGCAGUUAUCCUGGUUUUACUACCAGUAUCUUCUGGUGACGGCGCUCUACAUGCUGGAGCCCUGGGAGAGGACGGUGUUCAACUCCCUGCUGAUCUCGGUGGCCGGCAUGGCCGUCUACACCGGCUACGUCUUCAUGCCGCAGCACAUCAUGGCCAUCCUGCACUACUUCGAGGUCGUCCAAUGACACGACGGCGCCGUCCAUCCGCAGGUCCCGCCUCCCCGUCCGUCUGCCAAUCACGUCGAGGCAGCACUUCGCUCCUCGGUUUCCUAACUAAACGUUUUGGGCGCCGUGCUGGAGGCCACGUCGUCCUUCGUCUCCGAGAUAUUUGGGAGCGGGAACGCCGUCUCGGGCUCCGAAGAAGGGGCGCCGCUUGGUUUCCCCUCACGUGUUUUUUUGUUUUAUUCAUGCGCACCUUGCUGUAUUUUUGGGAAAUGUGUGUUUCUACGGAUGUGUGUCUGCGUGGAGCAGCGAUGGGACCCUUUUCAUUUUUAUUCCACCAGGACAUGAAGCCGACGUCUGAAAAUCAGAUAUCGAAAUAUUCUGGACCAAAUACCUGGAUAUCGAUGUUGUGUUGACAUCUGAUGCUUUGACGAAAUAUCUUCUUAUAAGUUGUAUAAAUAUUAAUAAAUAAAUAUUAAGGUUAAGAAUCCUCAGUAAUGUGGAUAUCGCAAGUGUUGUCUUCCUGUCAACAUUGAAAAUCAACACUUUUGUUGAUGCUUUUA
Messenger RNA from Etheostoma cragini (Arkansas darter), 877 nucleotides. RefSeq names its product serine palmitoyltransferase, small subunit A (gene sptssa). Lineage: Eukaryota; Metazoa; Chordata; Actinopteri; Perciformes; Percidae. The coding region runs from base 132 to 338 and encodes 68 amino acids. Gene Ontology annotation, cellular component: serine palmitoyltransferase complex. Gene Ontology annotation, biological process: ceramide biosynthetic process. The transcript is spliced from 2 exons. Gene Ontology annotation, molecular function: serine C-palmitoyltransferase activity. The record is from RefSeq and is a predicted model, not a curated record.